Molecule: messenger RNA, 1635 nt
Organism: Oldenlandia corymbosa var. corymbosa
Lineage: Eukaryota; Viridiplantae; Streptophyta; Magnoliopsida; Gentianales; Rubiaceae
Source: the annotation of a GenBank genome assembly
AUGGCAGGUUCAAAGAAAGGAAGGAACAACAACAAGAAGAGAGGAGAGAAGCCAAAACCUACGGAAUCAAACUCCGAACUUUCAUCUCAUCAACUGUCCAAAUCCACAGUUCAAAAUGUUGUACCUGCUGCACCUGUUGAUGAAGAAAUCAAAGCUCUAUACGAGGAAGUCUACGACAAGAUAGAACUGGCAUAUGAUGGAGCCUUUGACAUCCUGCUGGGAUUAGGUUACAGUUCCCCGUCGGCAAAGUUAGCGCUGUUAUGUGGUGGUAACAUAGCCCGCGAAAAAGGAUUAAACAUGGCGGAGAACAUCCUCAAGAACUCGAUCAACUUCAUCGACAAUUACCCCCUGGUGAAUGGCCGACAUGCCGUUGAUGUGCUCCCAUGUUUCCAAACUAUACGUGACCUAAUAACGUGUAUGGUUCAGACACUGGUUAACUUUGCAGCUGGUUUGUAUCCUAACGCCACCCGGCGCGAGUUAUUGCAACAUGUUUUAGAUUGCAAAUUCGUCGAUGUUGAAGGGAUUGUUAAGGGUGCUGGAAAUUUAGAUGAUGACGAAACUGAAUUGGAUGAAUUCCUGAAACAUAAUAUCCUUGUGCUUCAAUCUGUUAGUCUUACUUGGGACCCAGAGAUUCAAGGUAAGAAGAUUAAUAAUAAUCCUUCUGGAUCGAAUGACAAAGGAAAAAAUGUGAAGCUUAUGAGUGAAAAAAGCCUUGAUGCUAAAACUGAAGACCUGGCAAUGAGAUUGGAAAUGAAGGUGAAGGAGCUUGAGGCGCAGGUGGAAAAGAGGAAGAAUAGGCCAGAGUUGUUUAAGGAGGUGUUGAAAACACAAAAGAUAGAAAUUGCAAGUGCUCACUUAACCAACAUGUUGAAGAUGGAAUUGGAAUCAAGGAAAAUGAAUGAUGAGCUUGAAUUUCUGGAAAGGAGAACAAGUGAUCUUCAGGUUGAAAAUUCAAAGCUUCGGGCUGAGAUUUCGGCGUGUAAAGUUAAUGGCGCUGAAUUGGAGAAGAAAUUGAAGAACGCAAUGAAAGAGGAGAAGGGAACGACUAAGAAAAUUGAAGUUCUUGAAGGAAUGAAUGCUAGUGUCCAUAGCAAAAUUGGUGAGACAAUACAAAUGACCCUCCAGCUUGGUAAGCAGUUGCACGUCAUUAAAGAAGCUAGUAAUGAACUUGAGGUGAGAGUGGAACAAGCAUUGGAGAAACAAGAGAAAGCGAAUGAUCAGCGCAAAGAAGAAAAAAGAUCACUAAGAAUUGCAAAAGAGACUAGGGAAACAAUGGUAACAACUUUGCAGCAAGAAAUUGAGGUUGAAAGAAAAAAAGUGGAGCAUCAAUGGAAAACUUUCUAUCACGAAUCUAGUAUGCUGGAGGACACUUACGGUUUCCAAGAUGGGUCUUCUUCUUCUUCUUCUUCUUCUCAGGACCGAUUAAAGACGUUCCUAGACAACAUCUGGGACAAUGAUUGUGACAUUCCAAUUCGCCCGCGAUGUAUAAUGUGCUUGAACAGGGUAGCCCGAAUUCUUUUUAUUCCUUGUGGUCAUCAAAUCAUUUGUAUUAAAUGUCGCGAAAGAAUUGCAGAUGAAUGCCCUUGCUGCAAGGAGCAUAUUCAAGAAAAGGUUAGGGUUUUUGGAGCCACUUAA